GCAUGGCUUGGUGGCGCGCAUACUUGGAUACAAUGGCUGGGACUGAAUACUUCUAUCUGAUUAUUUCUGGCUGUCCGAACCAAGUCCUUCCCGACAAAAAUCAGCCACUGAAUCCUUUAACCAGGUAAAUGAUUGUGUAGAUGAUCAUUUUCAACAACCCAUGCUAACGAAACUGCAGGAACGUGGUUACAUUGUGUUAUUUACUAUGUUUUAGUAUAAUAUGAAUAUAUUGAGGCUUGCAUCUCGCUUCCGAAGGAAGGGGUCCCAGAAAAGAAUAACAACACACGUGAACACUUGUUACAAAUAAGAAACUAAGAGUAGCCUAACUUAGAGUAACCUAUUGUGGGUCACGAUAGUCAUACUGUAUGCUAUUCUUUUUGUGUUUUGGUUCACUCGUUUUUAACUGGUGCGUUUUAAACCCGCUUCUUGAGAUUGCGCAUAGAAAUAACACUUUUAAAAAUGACCUGCGUUAACCGUGUAUUGGCUAUGCUGUUCCUGCCCCUUUUCAUUUAUCUCGCUGGAUGGAAUGCGUGUUAUCUCUAGGUGUAUAAUCCCUUUGCUCUCGCGCAGGAGGAACUCUGCGUUGUGAUUGGCUGGCGCUUCCAGUUAAUGGCACGCGACUGUGGAUGUAGUUAUAAGAGUCCUCGCGUGCCAGCCUUCAGCUGAAGCAACUCUUAAGCACCCAGAGACAGUGCAAGGAGCAGGCAACUGCUGUUACUGGGCAACAGGACAUCACGUUUAAAAAAAAUAUGGACACAGUGUUAGAUCAGUUGACGGGGUUGGACUCCUUCUCCUCCCCUUAUUUCGACGAGGAGGAUUUCUUCACCGAUCAGUCCUCCAGAGAUCAUUUGGACACAGACGAGUUUCUGGACGAGGACGUUGACUUUCUUACCACUCAGAUUCAAGAAUACUACAAGGACAGCAGAAUAGUGCACGAUGGGGAGUACUGCGAUGCUGGCAACUUUUCUUUCUCGUCCUCCUCUUCCACCUUCUCCUACGGCUGCGCUGACAGCACUGCAGAAGUGUCCCCCCAGCUCAAAGGAGAGGGCCCGCUGAUGAAAAGGAGAAGGCGGAUGAGAUCAGAAGCCGACAUGCAACAUUUGAGGCAUGCUGCCAAUGUCAGAGAGCGCCGGAGAAUGCAGUCUAUAAACGAUGCAUUUGAAGGACUCCGGUCUCAUAUACCUACACUGCCUUACGAGAAGAGACUCUCUAAAGUUGACACUCUGCGUCUCGCCAUAGGCUACAUUAACUUUCUCGCAGAGCUUGUGCAGUCCGACAUGCCUAUAAGAAACCCUAACUGCGACACUUCCAAUCAAAUUAAGAAAGUUAUUAUCUGCAACAGAGGAACAAGAUCACCAUCUCCAAGUGAUCCAGACUAUGGGCUUCCUCCUCUUGCAGGGCACUCUCUCUCCUGGACUGAUGAGAAACAGUUGAAAGAACAAAACAUCAUUAGAACAGCGAAAGUGUGGACCCCUGAAGACCCCCGAAAAUUAAACACCAAGACCUCUUUAAACAACAUCGAGAAUGAGCCCCCUUUUGAUUUCAUAUCAUAA
Molecule: messenger RNA, 1553 nt
Organism: Polyodon spathula (Mississippi paddlefish)
Lineage: Eukaryota; Metazoa; Chordata; Actinopteri; Acipenseriformes; Polyodontidae
Gene: ptf1a
Product: pancreas associated transcription factor 1a
Exons: 2
Coding region: 750-1553 (267 amino acids)
Biological process (GO): developmental process; regulation of transcription by RNA polymerase II
Molecular function (GO): protein dimerization activity; RNA polymerase II transcription regulatory region sequence-specific DNA binding; DNA-binding transcription factor activity, RNA polymerase II-specific
Source: RefSeq, a predicted model, not a curated record